AUGACUCUGACGCCACACUCCGCUGAGACAGCCGCGGGCCAAAGCGUGCCGACUGCCUCACUGUUGCCCGCCACAUCUUCGAUUUCUGCGACGAACAUCUCGCCAACAGAUGACCUUCAGUGCUCGCGAACUAUCAAGCAAUCACCGGAAGACGCGGAUGACGGGUAUGCCAUGAAACGAUGCCGCACUCCAUGCGAGGAGCCGACAGAAGACGUGGAAACAACGGGGAUCGUGGUCGGCAGUGGGGAGGGAUAUUUCGGGUACGAGGAAUGUGAAGGUGGAGACAUCGUUCCGACGACGCCACUCGAUUACUCGCGCGCGCAUGAGAUUCAGUUGCCUGUAUCAGAAGCGCAGUCCGCUACUGAUGAAAGGGAGAGGAUUGAAGGUCUCGACUUUUGCGAUGAUCUUCACCAAAAUCCGGAUCUCGUCCAUUACGACGGCAAGGAAGUCAAUGUCGACCUCGAGGUCUUUGCGGAAGAAGCAGAGACCAUUCUGUCUGACGACGUCAUCGACGGCGCCAUCAUCCCUUCCGGCAAAACCUGCACAGACGCGAGCGCCGCACAACGUCUCAAUCAUGGCAUGAAGAUUCGCACUAUCGCGCCUUCGCCACUUCGCUGCGACCUGAGCCAGUAUCAGUAUCCCCCAGUCGCGACGCCACCGGUCGCACCUCUGUUUUGGGCACGUAUCCAAGCAUACCUCUUCUCUAUAUUCUCUGAUCUAAUCGUUCACAGCAUGCUCGAAGAUCACGGGUCUGAAUGCAGCCUGGCGAGAAAACGAACCCUCAAGGCUAUUCGGGCGCAUCGUCUUUUCGAGAUGGACGCGCCCGUCGUCCUCCAUGGCACUCCCUGUCGCUCGACCGACGAGACUUGCGGGACGCUCCACCUUCGUCACCUCGACAAGUACAGCUAUCGCUUCGAGCUCGCCGGGCACCCGAACUUGACCAGAGCCGUAUGUGGUCGAGAACACUUCUGCGGAGCCAGCCCCAGCGCGAUGCUAAUCAGCACCACGUCGAAUGCGCUCUCUCCGCACGGGUGUGUCGUCCACAUUCUUCUCACCCUGGAAGCACUCGCGCUUUCGGAGGACGAUGGGUUUUCGCUCGAGGAAGUCCAAAUGGCAGCGGUUGGGUUGCUCAGCGUGCGCUCGGACCCUCGCGCGAUGCAGUACUUGGACGACCAUCGGAAGCUCCUCCAUGAGGUGCUCGAGGAACAGCCGGCGCUGAGGAGUUGGACCACGGUGGACCUCGUGUGGCAAAUGGUUGCUGGGAUGGAGGGCAUGCGGCGUGCCGGCAAGGAGGCCGCCGCGUUCGCGCUCGACAUGGGCCGUGAGAGGGCAAGUAGGAGACUUCGUCGGUUCAGUUCCGUUUCGGUGCAAUGA
This is a messenger RNA of Epithele typhae, 1374 nucleotides long. RefSeq lists its product as uncharacterized. NCBI's taxonomy places the organism in Eukaryota, Fungi, Basidiomycota, Agaricomycetes, Polyporales, Epitheliaceae. The transcript has 5 exons. The record is from RefSeq and is a predicted model, not a curated record. The coding region runs from base 1 to 1374 and encodes 457 amino acids.